This is a messenger RNA of Piliocolobus tephrosceles (Ugandan red Colobus), 11075 nucleotides long. It is a transcript of the gene KCNH5, whose product is annotated as potassium voltage-gated channel subfamily H member 5. The transcript has 10 exons. Gene Ontology annotation, cellular component: plasma membrane; voltage-gated potassium channel complex. Bases 267 to 2102 code for a protein of 611 amino acids. Gene Ontology annotation, molecular function: voltage-gated potassium channel activity. Gene Ontology annotation, biological process: potassium ion transmembrane transport; regulation of membrane potential. The record is from RefSeq and is a predicted model, not a curated record. Lineage: Eukaryota; Metazoa; Chordata; Mammalia; Primates; Cercopithecidae.
CCAGAGCCCCGUGUGCGGCACAGCCACAGUCUGGGCAGCGGCGGCCAGGGGAGCGCUACUACCAUGAACUGCCUGGUCCUCCUCCCCAGAGCUGCUCAUCCGGGUCGGGCUGGAGAUACAGUCAGGGGACCCCGUCGCCGCCGCCGCGCCCCCUCUUCUUUCGGCUCAAUCUUCUCUUCCACCUUUUCCUCCUCUUCCUCCACCUUCUCUUCCUGCAUCCCCCCCUCCCCCGCCGCGGAUCCUGGCCGCUGCUCUCCAGACCCAGGAUGCCGGGGGGCAAGAGAGGGCUGGUGGCACCGCAGAACACAUUUUUGGAGAACAUCGUCAGGCGCUCCAGUGAAUCAAGUUUCUUACUGGGAAAUGCCCAGAUUGUGGAUUGGCCUGUAGUUUAUAGUAAUGACGGUUUUUGUAAACUCUCUGGAUAUCAUCGAGCUGACGUCAUGCAGAAAAGCAGUACCUGCAGUUUUAUGUAUGGGGAAUUGACUGACAAGAAGACCAUUGAGAAAGUAAGGCAAACUUUUGACAACUAUGAGUCAAACUGCUUUGAAGUUCUUCUGUACAAGAAAAACAGAACCCCUGUUUGGUUUUAUAUGCAAAUUGCACCAAUAAGAAAUGAACAUGAAAAGGUGGUCUUGUUCCUGUGUACUUUCAAGGAUAUUACGUUGUUCAAACAGCCAAUAGAGGAUGAUUCAACAAAAGGUUGGACGAAAUUUGCCCGAUUGACACGAGCUUUGACAAAUAGCCGAAGUGUUUUGCAGCAGCUCACGCCAAUGAAUAAAACAGAGGUGGUCCACAAACAUUCAAGAUUAGCUGAAGUUCUUCAGCUGGGAUCAGAUAUCCUUCCUCAGUAUAAACAAGAAGCGCCGAAGACGCCACCACACAUUAUUUUACAUUAUUGUGCUUUUAAAACUACUUGGGAUUGGGUGAUUUUAAUUCUUACCUUCUACACCGCCAUUAUGGUUCCUUAUAAUGUUUCCUUCAAAACAAAACAGAACAACAUAGCCUGGCUGGUACUGGAUAGUGUGGUGGACGUUAUUUUUCUGGUUGACAUCGUUUUAAAUUUUCACACAACUUUCGUGGGGCCUGGUGGAGAGGUCAUUUCUGACCCUAAACUCAUAAGGAUGAACUAUCUGAAAACUUGGUUUGUGAUCGAUCUGCUGUCUUGUUUACCUUAUGACAUCAUCAAUGCCUUUGAAAAUGUGGAUGAGGGAAUCAGCAGUCUCUUCAGUUCUUUAAAAGUGGUGCGUCUCUUACGACUGGGCCGUGUGGCUAGGAAACUGGACCAUUAUCUAGAAUAUGGAGCAGCAGUCCUCGUGCUUCUGGUGUGUGUGUUUGGACUGGUGGCCCACUGGCUGGCCUGCAUAUGGUAUAGCAUCGGAGACUAUGAGGUCAUUGACGAAGUCACUAACACCAUCCAAAUAGACAGUUGGCUCUACCAGCUGGCCUUGAGCAUUGGGACUCCAUACCGCUACAAUACCAGUGCCGGGAUAUGGGAAGGAGGACCCAGCAAGGAUUCACUGUAUGUGUCCUCUCUCUACUUUACCAUGACAAGCCUUACAACCAUAGGAUUUGGAAACAUAGCUCCUACCACAGAUGUGGAGAAGAUGUUUUCAGUGGCUAUGAUGAUGGUUGGCUCUCUUCUUUAUGCAACUAUUUUUGGAAAUGUUACAACAAUUUUCCAGCAAAUGUAUGCCAACACCAACCGAUACCAUGAGAUGCUGAAUAAUGUACGGGACUUCCUAAAACUCUAUCAGGUCCCAAAAGGCCUUAGUGAGCGAGUCAUGGAUUAUAUUGUCUCAACAUGGUCCAUGUCAAAAGGCAUUGACACAGAAAAGGUCCUCUCCAUCUGUCCCAAGGACAUGAGAGCUGAUAUCUGUGUUCAUCUAAACCGGAAGGUUUUUAAUGAACAUCCUGCUUUUCGAUUGGCCAGCGAUGGGUGUCUGCGCGCCUUGGCAGUAGAGUUCCAAACCAUUCACUGUGCUCCUGGGGACCUCAUUUACCAUGCUGGAGAAAGUGUGGAUGCCCUCUGCUUUGUGGUGUCGGGAUCCUUGGAAGUCAUCCAGGAUGAUGAGGUGGUGGCUAUUUUAGAUCAUCUUUCGUAAGAUCAGUGAUGUGAAGAAAGAGGAGGAGGAGCGCCUCCGGCAGAAGAAUGAGGUGACCCUCAGCAUCCCUGUGGACCACCCGGUCAGAAAGCUCUUCCAGAAGUUCAAGCAGCAGAAGGAGCUGCGGAAUCAGGGCUCGACACAGGGUGACCCCGAGAGGAACCAACUCCAGGUAGAAAGUCGCUCCUUACAGAAUGGAGCCUCCAUCACUGGCACCAGUGUGGUGACUGUGUCACAAAUUACUCCCAUUCAGACGUCUCUGGCCUAUGUGAAAACCAGUGAAUCCCUUAAGCAGAACAACCGCGAUGCCAUGGAACUCAAGCCCAACGGCGGUGCUGACCAAAAAUGUCUCAAAGUCAACAGCCCAAUAAGAAUGAAGAAUGGAAAUGGAAAAGGGUGGCUGCGACUCAAGAAUAAUAUGGGAGCCCAUGAGGAGAAAAAGGAAGACUGGAAUAAUGUCACUAAAGCUGAGUCAAUGGGGCUGUUGUCUGAGGAUCCCAAGAGCAGUGAUUCAGAGAACAGUGUGACCAAAAACCCACUAAGGAAAACAGAUUCUUGUGACAGUGGAAUUACAAAAAGUGACCUUCGUUUGGAUAAGGCUGGGGAGGCCCGAAGUCCGCUGGAGCACAGUCCCAUCCAGGCUGAUGCCAAGCACCCGUUUUAUCCCAUCCCAGAGCAGGCCUUACAGACCACACUGCAGGAAGUCAAACACGAACUCAAAGAGGACAUCCAGCUGCUCAGCUGCAGAAUGACUGCCCUAGAAAAGCAGGUGGCAGAAAUUUUAAAAAUACUGUCAGAGAAAAGCAUACCCCAGGCCUCAUCUCCCAAAUCCCAAAUGCCACUCCAAGUACCUCCCCAGAUACCAUGUCAGGAUAUUUUUAGUGUUUCAAGGCCUGAAUCACCUGAAUCUGACAAAGAUGAAAUCCACUUUUAAUAUAUAUACAUAUAUAUUUGUUAAUAUAUUAAAACAGUAUAUACAUAUGUGUGUAUAUACAGUAUAUACAUAUAUAUAUUUUCACUUGCUUUCAAGAUGAUGACCACACAUGGAUUUUGAUAUGUAAAUAUUGCAUGUCCAGCUGGAUUCUGGCCUGCCAAAGAAGAUGAUGAUUAAAAACAUAGAUAUUGCCUGUAUAUUAUGCAGUUGACUGCAUGCACACUUUACAUUUAUUUAUAAUCUCUAUUCUAUAAUAAAAGAGUAUGAUUUUUGUUACCCAAGGCAAUGUAAUAUUUGAAGAAUCAGGGUCCAACCUGCCAAUGUUGCCAUGACAAAUUUGAUCUCAGGCUGAGUAUGUAUAUCGAGCUAUCAUUUUCUCACUGUUCUGUUAAAAUUAUAGAUUAAUGCCAAGGAAGAGUUCAGUCUUUUAAACUAUUAGUACCAUGUUAUGAUCUCUUUCCAUAGGAUUUUUCUGUAACUUAGUGUUAGGUUCUUUUCCCCUACAGGCGGUGUUUGCUCCAUUUAAAUGACUGUUUUGUUGCUAAGUCAGAUAACAGUGUGGGGUAUUGAAAACUUAUUGCUAUGGGUUUUGUGCAUGAAUUACAUUUUUGAUCAACUAUACCUCUCCUUUUUUAACAUUAUACUUAGAUAGUGAUCAUUAGCUCUUAUGUAAGGAAAUCCCUACUCCCUCCUUCUUGGAGAACAGCUGCCAUCUUGUAGGCUGACAUUAUCAACACCAUAAAUACUAAACUGUUAAUAUAGUGUACGUUAUUAUAGAAACACUGCACCACAGGGCAUAAGGCCUUUUGACAAUUCACGUAAGAGAUGCUGAAUUUCCAAAGCUUAUGAAUGCUCUAAAUUUGUAUUUCCAAAACAUGUUCAAGAGUGACAUUGAAAGGCUUCUUAGCAAAGAAACAUACAAAGAAAAGCAUUUAAGUAAUCAUAUCAAAAUGCUAACUAUUAUGAUAUAAAAUAAAAAAGUGUAAACAGAUAGAUAAAUUUUUGUGGCAUGUCUGUAACUUAGAAAGAAUGAAACACUGGUAUGGAUUGUUGACACAUGAAUCUUAGUGUUUGUAGUGAUAACACAUGAAAUGUGGUAAAACAAACAAACAAACCAAGAAGUAGACAUUAAGUUGCUCAACUCAGAUAACUGCUUUUCUAUCAUUUUAUUCUGGUUACAGUUUUUAAAAGCUUUCUGCACACAGUUCUACUGCUGGACUUCUGCUAAGUUGAUUCAAUAAACUAUUGUGGCUCAGGCAGAUCCAUUUAUGAAAGGGGGAUACUAGAGACUGAAUUUUAGUCUUUUGAAUUCAAAUCCUCUUUGUAGAAAGUGCCUAUUGUCAAGUUUUUUAAAAAAAAGUCACAAAGAGUUGUCCUGUAUAUAGCUAGUCCCUUAAAUGAUAUGGAUUGAGAAUAAAAUACACAUUCACUUGUAAGAACCCAGGAGAACUUAUUUCUUUUGACUAAACUAUAUUUUAGGAAGUUGUUCAGGGAAGCAUACUUUUCAGUCAGUGCAUGCACAGCAUUUAAUAUGGGGAGCAGGGGAAUUAGCGUUUGCAUGAAGUUGAAAAUAUGUGUGAGUAAUUUAUAUAUUACUGGACCUUCUGUACAUAUAUGUUAACAAUAUGCAAAAACAAUGGCAAAAUCGAAGGAGAUAUUUUGGUCUGUUAUACCCAUUUGUAUGAGCUUUUCUAUCUCCCAGUAUCCCCAACCAAAGCCACUAGAACUGAAAGACACAUUAUCACAUUCAGACUGAGAAGUGCAAAACAGUGAUUUAUAAACACAGUUGCUAUUUCAGAAUUUCUACUGAACUUCACAUGCCCACAAGAUGUGCCUCUUUAAUCUAGGAGUCUCAAAACAUAUGUUAUGUGCCGUGGGCUCCAUUUUCCUUUCUUUGUGCAUAUGACUUCCAUUAGCCAUAAUGGAAGUUUUCAGGGGAGCACAUCUCCAUGUAAUGCUACAAUAUCUACCUACCACAAACACAAGAAAAUGAAAUAAUUAUGGAGUAAGGAAUCAGCCUUGAAAUUGGAAUUUUGUUGCUUUCAUGGUGAGGAUGAUGUCUUUUUCUUGACCUCUGACAUUUAUUAAAUUUCAGGGUUUUUUUCUAUUUGUUUAAGUCAAGUUUGGCUUAAGCUUUUAAAGGUGAAUGUGUGGUUAAAAUAAAAAUCUGAGUACAGAAGUUGUUAGUUUAACUUUAGCCAGUGCUUCAAAAAUAACUGUUGGUAUAAAACUAUAAAAGAAUGACUGUGAACAACAUGAUGAUUUGAAGUUCUAAUUCAUGCCUUUGCAUAUUAGUGGUGCAAAUAUUUACUGUGUUCUGACAUUGACAUAGAGUUUCACCUAAUCGACCUACAAUAUUAUUGUUCAUAUAUGUGAGAAACAUAAUGGUUUGGAAUUACUCCGAGUUUUCAAGAAGAAGGGAAAGUAUCAAUUGUUUAUUUAUGGUGCAGUUAUCAUAGAGUUUUUUCAGCCAUCUCUGUUCUCUGUGUGCAUGAUAUGAAGAGGUGCUGAAUGCACCCCGCUGUUUUCAGCAGGAAUGCGUGUUUUCAGCAAACAUUGUAUAUAGAGUAGUCUUUUAGGUUCCCAGAUUCCACAAAUCUUAGCAGUUGAAUUUACUCAGAUUUGAAUGAAGGGUGAACACUUGCUUUAAUACAUGCAAUAAUGAUACAAUCACGUUCUAUGUUGCCUCAGCUAGCACAUAGACAGUAGAUGCUCUUUUGGGGACGAGAUAACUGCAUGUUUUAUUCCUACACUGUAUAGAUGCUCUUGGUGCAUCCAGAAUAAAAUUUUUAAUAUUAUAUUUCUAAAUAAUGUAUUAAUAGUAGUAAAUGGAUAUGUAUUUGAAAUCCAAACAUUUUCCAAAGCAAUUUACGCACCUUCAAUAUUUUUCUAUGAUGUUAUUAAUAGGUAAGAUCAGAUGCUGUAUCCUCGACAGGUGGUUGUAACAUAAUAGCAAAAGUCAAAUUAGAAUGGAAAUGCGAGUGAUGUAUCAUAAUGGCAAGUUUUAUCAGUCUGCGUAAGGAUAUUGUUGCACUAAAUGUGAUCUAGCAGAUGGAAGAGAUUAUGAUAAAAGGCAAAUGGGCACACAAAAGCCAGAUGACAAUACCAAAGCUACAUGAAUGGUACUGAAAAUGAUUCAGGCACAGUGGUUGAAAUGAAUGAAGUGGUUGAAUACAGGCCCAUGCUUCAUUGUUAAAAUGGAAAAUUUUUAUGACGCUAGUAGCAGCUCACAUUAAGUAUAGGACUAAAAAUGCCCUAAGUAUUUUUUACAAACAACUUUAUGCAUAUCAAAGAAAAAAUGGAAAAUAUGGGGUUUGAAAUUGCUCUAGAAGAAAUGUGUACUUCUGUUGUAAUCAACACUUUAAUAGGAAAAUUAGCUGUGACUGUUAACUGAAGUACCAUUAUCAAAAUUAACCUUAUUGGAGCCCAGAUGGAAAUCACAUUUUCCCUUCUGUUUAAGGAGAUUUCGUUCACCCUCUGAGAUCUGGCCCAUUUGAUGUCUUAUUUUAAAUAACUAAAGUCAUUUGGAAUUUUUUUUUUUAAUAUUAGCCUUCAGAGCAGUGACUGUUUUGAAGUGUGCAGUGGCAGAUAUUUGUGAAAUUAUUCAUCAUAUUCCUAAUGAAUUCCACUAUCUUGUAUGAUUUUCAUCUUUUAAGCAAUUUUCUCAGAGUUUGUUUUCCAAAAUUUCAUGUAGGUAAUGAGAACAUUUUUCUAGAAUGUGCAUAUCAUACAUGGAUAACCUUCAAAUAUGAAUAUUUUAUAAUCAUGUGAAUGUUGUGCUAUAAUUUUUUCUAUUAGGUGUAAAAGUAUUUCUCUUCUUGUCUUAAUGGAAAGGGGAAAAAGAUAACAGUCUUUUGGAAAACACCUUAAGAUUAGUAUCUGAGCUUUGUCUUGGAUUCUGAAUUUAGCUUUACUACAAACUAGAAGUGUAAUUAUGGGCAAGUUAACCUUUUCUGGUGUACCAAAUGCUACCAUUCCCCCGGCAAUAAAUAAGAAAACAAAGAUAAUAGCUGUUGCCUUCUUAUAUCAACACACUAUUAGGUAAUACAAAAAUUAUCUUUCUUGCAGGUGAAAAUUACAUUAUGACAAAUGAUCACUUUUUCAUUCUUUCAUAGAAAAGUAUCCAUGAUGUACUCUCUAUAGAAAUAUUCUUCUAGAUUUUAGAAGAAAUUUCAAGGAUUGAUGGUGAUGUGAUUUUUAUCUAAAUGUUCUUUUAGGUUUUAGAAGAGAUUUAUCUGGUCAGAGGUUGAUGGAAGGAGGCAUAGUUUGCUAAAUAAUUAUUAGUGGCAGGUAAGCAUAAAACUUGAUACUUCUCUGGGAAUUUAGAACUACGAAUCAAAUAAACUUGGAGAGAAUGAAGCUCCAUUGAUGGAAGAGAGAAAGAAGAGAAAGAUAGGUAAAUUUUAAGAUUUUUCUUAAUUCUACUUAAUCAUACUGCUUGGCAGACAUUCUCAAUUUUGUGAAAAAAGUAUGCAUAUUGAUAAGUGGCCAAGGUAUAGAGUAGUUCAUCAAUAUAUCUAUGUGACAAAACUAAAUGUAUAACCCUUAAAUUUAUACAAAUAAAAACUAGAGUAGUUCAUCCUUCAACUUUUUAUAUUAAACUAAUCAUGAACUGUGCAAGAUACAUGAUUCCACAUGGGCAGACAUUCUUAUAACAAAAUUCUCAACUAUGUGCUAUGUAUUGUAAGUUUCAGUCUGUAUUCUGACUUGAGAUUUUCUAUCACUUCAUUUUUAGGAUAAGACCCAUGUGUUUGCAUUCUUUAUGAGGGUCAGGGCCACUGAGGAUUUGGACUGGGAACUAGGAAGAUGAUGAAGGCAAGGGUUGAGAAAAGACUGAGGAGAACCUAUCUGCUUCUUUACUCUUAGGUUUAGAAGUUAAAUUAGUUAACUAAGCUUAUAUUUACCAAGUGUUCACUAUGAUAAGCAUUUUAUUUAGGUUAUCAAAUUUAAUUCUUGCAACAACCCCAUGAAGGUAUAAAUUAAGGAACUUGUGCAGGAUAGCAUACCUGUUACACGGUAAAGUUGAGUUUCUAACACAUGCAGUCAGACCUUAGGGAGAAAACUUUAUUUUGUAGAAUAUUGACGUUACAAGAACUAUCUACUUCAACCAUCUAGUCUAAGUUUUUCCAGACACAAACUUUUAAAGAUUUCUUAAAAUAAUUCUUAACAAUUGCACUCUAUAAUGUGAAUGUAAAUGUUGGUUAUUUCUGGGUAGGUCAGAGUCAGUGACAGAGGUUGAAAUCAUACUGUCUUAAGCAAAAGGUGCCCUGUCCCAACAGUGGAAUUUUCAUUUACUUCUCCCAACAGUUGAAAGACAUCAGCCAAAGUAAACUGUCAAAUGUAGUUAUAAAUAAGAAGCAUGUUUCACAUAUAGUCACUGGUAUCAACAUUUCCAGUUGAAUUUUAACCUAAAGAGAUAAUGCAUAAUGAUUAAGGAAAGCAAGAGUCAUUCAGGACUUUUUCUAUAAUUUCUUUUUAUUUUUAAUAGUGGGAUUUGGAUGAGACUCUGGAAUUUAUUUUUAAAAUUUAUUUUUUGACUCAUUGGGUUUUAAGUAGAUUAUUCAGAUAUUUUUAUUGAUUGCACUAAUGUUGCCUUCUUGGCCAAGCCACUAUUAAAUGCAUUAUCCAAAUUAACUAUCUCUGUUUAGAAUGGCAACUUGUAUCCUUAUUUCCAAAAUUAAUGAAUUCCUAGUGUGUAUAUUUACUUCAGAGAGUUUCAAAAAUUUUCUCUAAUGAAAAAAUGUUAAUUUUCUGAAUGUGAUUUAUUUGUUCUACACUUUGAGAUUUUGAAAGCAAGUGUCUUGAGAAAAGGAGAAAAAACCAAGAUAUUACAACACUGCAUGCUGGAAUCUUCAGCCCAAACCAUCUUGUUUUCACUUGGCUAAUAACUGAGCCAGAGGUAAUCAUAGAAAGGAAUAAUCCUACUUUUAAAAUAAUGACUGUGAAGGACCCCACUGACACUAUCCAAAGCUUUUUAUAGUCAGCUCACUUCCAUCCUGGCUUUUACAUUAUCACUGCAUGAUUAUUUAAAUGAGGCCAUGACUUGUACUACCUGUAAAGGCACUUGGUCAAAGAACAGUAAACCAAAAAGUGCAGCUUAUGGCCAGAGUUAUAACUGAGGAAAAGGGAGGGUGGAGAAGGGAUAGCAGUUGCUUCCUUUUAAUGAGUUUUCUGUGUGUGGUGCCUUUUAAAUAGCUUUUGUUUAUUUGUUUUUAAGAUGACACAUUGUCAUUAAGGUUUUAACAAAACCUUUGGAAGCAGUUUGAAAGCUUGCCAAAGUUGGGGCCUUCUUUAGAAAUAAGUGCUCUCCCACCAACCAGUGAGUUUAGAACCUCUGGUUCUGGCCUACAAACCCAGUUCCCUAAGCACUUGGCUGGUUGGGCUGCAUUUUGAUGGAGGGAAAACAAAAAGAUCUGAUCACUCUCUCUCAUUUAUGCAGAAUCACUGACUGUUGAAUGACCAAAGCAUUCAAAGCCAAAAUAUUCACCUUGAUGCUUCCAUAAACCAGACUGAGUAUCCAUAAUAACUAAGUAAUUUUAUCCCCAUUCUGUGCUAAAUCAUAUUUCAUAAUAUAAAAUGUAACCCCUUCCCUCUAUGGUCAGACUCUUCAUUGCCCAUUUCCAUAGAGAAAUUGGACUUUGGCAAAAAGCAACAUAAAGAUUAUCAUUGUUCCUAGAACCGUUGUUGUCAUGGACCCCUCAUUUGCUCCUCAACUUUUUCAACCAAAUUAUAGUGAGAAAGGUUCCUGAUGAGACCAAGACUGCAAACAGGAAGAAUACGUAGCUAGUAAACUAUGCAAAAUCACAGCAAAGAUUCAUUUUUAAUUCCAUGUUACAGUGUUUGAUAGUCCUAAGUAUUUAAUAUUGGUAUAUUAUGUCACAGCCAUGAACUGUCAACUUACACAAAAUCCAAAUGUGCUUUUAUUUAAAAUCAAGAUUAGCCUAUUUCAUUUUUAGAAAACACAGUGGUCAGGAUUCCUUUUUCGACCUCUGCAGGGAUGUUUUCACAUUGCUAUUCUUAUGACCCUUUAUCAGAGAGGGAAUAAGUGUAGUUUACAUCUCCUUAGGGUUGACUGCACCAGCAUCUUCCAUCAAGCAGUCGCCUUCCACCUUAUAACCUGUUCACAGUUAAUAAAGCAAGAGGGAAUAUGCAUUUCAUAUUAGGAACAGAUUUCUUAAGUGAUUGUUACGAAAAGUGGAAACCAGUUUAGAACCAUUUUUUUACCCUAAAACAUCCAUUGUAGUUUGUUGAAAGAGCAAUGACUUUUAGAAGUGCUUGGUACUCAAGCAACACAAAAUGUGCAGAUUCAUGAUCUAUUGAAAAUUAUAGAGUUCUUUUUAUUCUAUGUUUUAGUGACUUUGUUUACACUAGUUGUGGCAUUUUGUAUACUACAAUGUAAAUUCUACUAUAACACUAAUGUUACUAUGGGAAUUAAUUUUGCAACUUCUUAAAUGUUUUUGUCACUGCAACCAUAUUGGUGAGAUUUUGGGGGUAUAAAAAAUGCCUCUGCCUUUAAGGGUUAAAUGCAUUGGAAAUAAUUAAUUCAUGCAUUAACAAAGGAAACAAUGCAAACAUUUCAUGUGGAAUGUUUUUAAUAGCAUUAUGCUAAGCAGUACUUGUUGGCUCUUUUCAAAAUCUGAUUCAUGCUAAGCAGAUCCUUUUUUCUACUUAAACAAAGAUACUGCAAUGUAUAAUAUAGAAAUUUUGUAUGUACUGUUGACCUAUCACCUGAUCACUGACAGAAUGUUUGAAAAUAUUUUAAUGGUGUGACUUUAGGGUCAAUUAUGAAAUAAUUGUGAUCAAAAUUCAACUGCUUCUGGGAAGUUUAUGGUGAUUAUCACUUUAUUUAACGUUUGUUCUUAAGAAAUGGUCAUUUUGAAAAGUGAAUUGGCAGGUGGAAGCUUUUAGCCCAAAAGAAUUCUGGGUUCCAGCACAAUAAACUGUAUUUCAUCAGGGAGGGCUAACUUUGCUUUUUUUCACACUUUAUUUAAAUGUGGAUAUUUUUUCAUGAUACAGAAUAAAAUGUGCAUUUUAUGGAA